This is a messenger RNA of Cyclocybe aegerita, 2001 nucleotides long. The record is from the annotation of a GenBank genome assembly. NCBI's taxonomy places the organism in Eukaryota, Fungi, Basidiomycota, Agaricomycetes, Agaricales, Hemipholiotaceae.
AUGGCCCAUUCACUCACCACUGGCACUGAUUCCUCGAAGUCAUUUCUUAAACGUUUGAAGGGUUCAAUGAAAUGGAAAGGAGCCUCGUCACCCCGUACCGUGGCCAUUUCUCACAGAGUCCUCGUCCACCCGGAAAGUGGGCAAUUGCGUAUCGAUGGUUGUGUCGUGGAGCCUGAACCGGGCAUGUUUGGAGUUCUUUGCCUAGAUGGCGUCGAAAUACUCGUAGAGUACUCUACGAGGCUUCCCUGCUCUUUGGUGUCCUCUGAGGGGGACUCUGUUCCCGAAGUCCUCUAUGUCAGGCCCGCGCCGAGUGCAUCGAGCUUGAAGGAGGGGAUGAGCUUUACGCUCUUCGUCAACAGUGCUCACUUCUUGGUAAAGGUCGAGCGAGUGCUAGGGCCAGUGCCCGAUCCCGUCUCUGCGGAGCCCGUUUCCGAAGUGCGGCCAGUAGAAAUCCAGGUCGCGGAUGCGGGGGCUAGCACCUGCACACCCGCUGUGCGCGUUAUGAAGACGCCUCUCCAAAGGCUCCGCUAUCCUGCUACUCCUGAAUCCCUGGCGCCUAAUAGGCAACCAUAUACACCUUUGACUCCGAGCCCUCUGAUUCGCCUUGCGGAACUGGCGCACACGCCCACAUCUUCUCCAGACAAGCCCUUGCCGUCGCCACCUUUGCUCUCACCAGCUGGUGCUUCUGGAAAUAAUGACCGUCACGAACGACAAAACACCGACGCCCAACCGGUUGUUAACGACGAGGCCAACGGGACUGCAGGAGACCUGCCCUUGCUGAUCCAGUCGAUCCUUAAAGCCUCACCUUCUGCCGCGGCGAAAGGGCCAAGUGCUGGGUCUGCGUAUCGGAGGAGCUCUCAUCAUGCCUCAAGGUCCAGUUCACAUCACACUCAGCACGAACUUCUGGAAACUUCGCCCAUGGAGGACCGAGAUUCUGUUGAAUCCGUGGCUGGGUCUGUUCCAGGUUCGCCGACGUCGACGCGGACUCCGUCUCUGCGCAGAGCGACUCGAAUGCAUCUUAAUCGGAAGAUUAAUCAGAAAUCGGAAGGGGACGUCGCCAUUCGACCCACCUCGAAUGAAACACAGAAAUCUGGAGGACAUCAAGCCUUCCAACCCCCUUCAGCCUCUCUCCAGGGCGUUCUUUCCAACCCACCCCAGCCUGCUGAGAUUCCACUAGCGGGUCUAGGAGUUUCGCACUGGAGUCAUAGUCGCUCGCCAAGCACCUCCAGCCGCCGUUCUCGUCUUUCAGUCCAGGAACGACUCCAGCAAGAGGAUACGUCGCUCACCCCUCGCGCAUCGUCUCCUCAGCACAUACACGAAGAAGUCCACCUUCAUACUCAAUAUUACCCAACACAGAGGAAGCCCAGCCGCAGCUCUUGGUCUGCGACUCAACAGGUUUUCAUGACGUACACCGGAUAUCCGGAGUCAGUCGAACGACAGGGACACCAGCAGCUUCCGACGCCUCCUCAAAGGCGGAGGACGUUGUCCAAACACGAUCCUCCUUUGGAGACACGCGAGCGUAGGGCUGACUCUGACUGUCCCGGUAUUGGGGUGAUUGGCGCCGGUCGACCAGGACGAAAUACGUCGAUGCAGCCUCAAGGAUUCUUCAAUCCAACAACUCCCACUUCUCACCCCCGAGGCGACUUUCCGACUACAGAAGAUACUCAAAUAAAGGGAAAGGGAAAAGCGGCGCCUAAAAGCAUGGGACUCGCCUCUUCGGUGGCGAUUCCGCCCGCCGCAAUAGACGCGAACAUCCCAUCGACGACCCAGGUUAAAAUCAAGGUGGGGUUGUCGCGACCAGUCUAUGGCACGGGCCCUAUUGUAUCGUUUCCCCUCGAUACUGCAGAGGAUGCAAUGAUAAUGAGCGGUGGAUGUAGGGCCGUGUUCGUUUCUCCAGCGCAAGCGCAAUCAAUUAUAGAGGUCGCGUACCAGCAACCCCACAACAGAUACCACCCAAUCGCCCCUGGAAUGCCACGACCUUCAACCUCUCUACGAUUCUAA